Messenger RNA from Cyprinodon variegatus (sheepshead minnow), 3429 nucleotides. RefSeq names its product Harvey rat sarcoma viral oncogene homolog (gene hrasb). Gene Ontology annotation, biological process: Ras protein signal transduction. The transcript has 6 exons. The record is from RefSeq and is a predicted model, not a curated record. Lineage: Eukaryota; Metazoa; Chordata; Actinopteri; Cyprinodontiformes; Cyprinodontidae. Gene Ontology annotation, molecular function: GTPase activity; GTP binding; GDP binding. Gene Ontology annotation, cellular component: plasma membrane. Bases 312 to 881 code for a protein of 189 amino acids.
GUCCUCCUCAUCGCCUCUGCUCCACUCUCUCCCCGUGGAAGCACAUUGUUCUACGCGGGCUCAUAAUACUAAGAACCGGUGAUUCUUUUUCCGCCUGUUAGCUAGUGAAAAAUUAACAAACUAUUAGAAAUUAGAGGAUACUGCUAACCAGAAGAAACGUUGGGACAGAUCUCAGGAUUUUUUUCCUUUUUUUUUUUCCAUCUGACUGUGGCAACGAAAUAAAGAUUUCUCUCUUCCUCUGCGGCUGACGAAUCGUAGCAUUUGUCGGUAAUUAGUCCUCUUCUUCAGUGUUGUGGACGACAGCGGCGAACAUGACGGAGUACAAGCUGGUGGUGGUGGGCGCUGGAGGCGUGGGCAAAAGUGCACUCACCAUCCAGCUCAUCCAGAACCACUUUGUGGAUGAAUAUGACCCAACCAUAGAGGACUCCUACCGAAAGCAAGUGGUUAUCGACGGGGAGACGUGUCUGUUGGACAUCUUGGACACUGCAGGUCAGGAGGAGUACAGCGCCAUGAGGGAUCAGUACAUGAGAACAGGAGAGGGCUUCCUCUGCGUUUUCGCAAUCAACAACACCAAGUCUUUUGAGGACAUUCAUCAGUACAGAGAGCAGAUCAAGCGUGUGAAAGACUCUGAUGAUGUACCAAUGGUGCUUGUUGGAAACAAAUGUGACCUCCCAGCACGCACAGUAGACACAAGGCAAGCCCAGGAGCUCGCCCGCUCCUACAGUAUCCCUUACAUUGAGACCUCAGCUAAAACACGACAGGGAGUGGAGGACGCCUUCUACACACUGGUGAGGGAAAUCAGACAGCACAAGCUGAGGAAGCUGAACCCGCCUGAUGAGAGCGGUCAGGACUGUAUGAGCUGCAGAUGUGUGGUAUCCUGAUGCAGCUCUCCAUUACAUGAGGAGGAGAAACGCUACAGCGCGAAGUGGCAGCAUGAAGUCGACAACUGAUGGAUAAAACAACUUAAAGAUGACAAAUGAACUUUUUUCUAAAGGACGAUGACUGAAGUGAAAGCUCAGAUGUAAACCAACAUGGCUGACUAAAACCAUAGGAAAAGAGGAUUUUUUUGACUGUUGCCUGAGUGGCUCGCUGAACUGGAUUGGUCCCGUCUCCUAAUCUCUCUUGUUUUUUAUUUUGUUUUUUUUUGGGGUCUACAUGGACCUGUGAGCGACACGGCUUUUGACUCUGAACAGGUUGUGGUUGCCUCACGUUUCUCCUGCUAACUUAUUGUUUUCGGUCUCAACACUGGUUGCAAAGAGGGGGUGUUUUCUACACGCUCCUUCUUGCCUUGAAACCCAACCCCCCCACCUCCCUACAGAGCCUCUGGAAAUACUGACUUACCUUCAUUUUGGAUGCAGAACUGGAAAGAAAUUGUACUUUUUAUUAUCACAAUGCAUAAAUAAUCAACCUCCACCUUCUCACUGUACCCAUACUGCUUUUUGUUCAGUUGUUGGACCAUUUUUAUCUGGAAAAGAUUGUUUCUUUUUUUUUUUUUACUAAUUAGCAACUGUAAAAGAAAUGUGUGGAUUUUGUUGUGAUUGGUAGAUUUCAAAGCCACUGGAAGAGUUGCUCAUUUCAAGCAGCACCUACUGUGACAUUAUUAUUAUUAUUAGCCCCUCUUUGAAAUGGUUAAAGGUCCUGGAGUACGUGUGUUAAAAUAAGUUGAUUUCAAGCAUGCAGGUGCAUUCACUAUUUACAAAAGUCUAAUUGUGAAAUUAUAUUUGCGAUGGCUAGUGUACAGUAUAUCCUGGUGCAAUAGGAUUCCACCCUCAAAACUACUAAAAGUGUUGGAAAUAAACUUUCUCCUUUGACUACUUCUCUGAUGGGGUCUGGUUUCACAGUGGAAAGCUGUGCAGGUUCAUUUUUUCCACAUUUCAUUUCAGUAACUUUAGUGUUUACAGCUGUUACUUAUGAAUUAUUCUUAUUUUUAGACUGCGAGAUUUGCUUCUUUAAAUCAAAGGCUCAGGAACCAAGGUCCAGGAAGGGCUCAUCUAACUUGUCCUGGCAGCCAAAGUAAAGGUGUCAGAAGUUGGUGUUGCAGACUGUUGUAGCGCACAAGUCCUGCCUCAGAGUCCAAACUUUAGUUUUUUUUUUUCCACAAACGCACACACCAUUAUAUCCUCAAGUUGUUCCUCUUUCUCUGCCACCUACGGCUCUCUUAAAAGAGCGACAGCAAGUCAGGUGCUCAUUCUAUGAAACCCCAUUAACUACAUGUGGGACUAAUGCGUGCGCCGGGUGGUGAAUGGUGGGUUGCUUGGACUUUUUUUAAUGCUUCUAGGCUUGCGCUGUCCGUGACUAAUUCCUUUGCUGCCUAAACGAGACUGAUGUGUUUAUUUUGCCUUAUCUCUCUCUAGUCAUUACCUCAUGUUUAGCAGCAAGCUUCACCACAGGUGAUUUCUUUUAUGUUUGAUCUGAUAAUAUAUAUUGUAUGUGAGAAAAACAAAAACAUAACACUACAGAUUAUUAUUUUGUACUCCUAUAAUAGCAUUUUUUUCUGGAUUGGAUUUUUUGCUGGUUGGAAACAGGAAAUCAACUUUAAAUGAGAAGCAGACUGAAUUAAAACAAGUAGAUACGAAAGAAGAAAAAUGGAAGAGAUCGAUAUAACAUUUAACAAAAAGAUGUACCGCAUUGAUUCAUCGCAUACGGAAAUGUAUUAACUAGCAGGAUCUAAAAUUUGCUUUACCUGUGAAUCUUGGGCAUAUUUUCAGGCUUCAGUAAAUAAUUUCAAAUGUUACUGGCUACAUUUUUAUCAUAUCUGAUCUUUGCUGAUUGUUGUAUAGUCAAUACCAGAAAUAUUGACUAGACUGCUUAUGUGAAUUUUAAUGGUCAGUUUUGUUGUUUUUGUUACUUGUCCGUUUCUCCUUCAGAGAAAAGGACACAGACUGUGAAUGUUUAGUUCUUUUAAAUUUAGUUCAAAAGACGCCUCGUGUAAAGAUAAAGGAAAUGAUGUAGGGGAUCAUUGUUGACCCCACUAGGUGGUUUUAUUGGGAGAUUAAAAACUAAAUUUUUGUUAAACAUGUGGAUACAGUUGUAGUUUAAAACCUUUCUUUCACUGUCAUGUUUUUUUCUAGUUCUCCCACAGAUUAAGCAUUGAACCCCACAAAUUUCUAUGCACACAAACUCCCUGUUACAUUAGAGAAAAGCAGCUGCUUGGUGUGUAAAUACUCAGCCUGCAAAUCACCUACAUCAUCCUGACUUGUCUGAAACCUUGGCGAGCUUGACGGACUGUGGACCAUUGAAAUGGGACGGCUGGUGGUUUGCACAAAGGUGCAGUGAGCUCGUUCGCUCAUCUCUUCUCUGGCAAACUGGAUCUGAGGCGUUAAAGAGUUUUGUGAAAAUGUCAGCUGUGUAGCUAUUUAAAAUGUAUUUACUCUUUAAAAAAAAUGUGGCAAAUGUAUUGCAGGACAAGAAUAAAGAUGUCAAGAUGAA